AAAUCAGGUCGUACAAAAUAUUUAUAUAUAACAACCUGGUACCUGUAAGCGCCACGAGCCCGAACACAAAACCUUAAUCUUUCUAUAUCGGGUCUCCUCCUUCUUAAUUCCACCACCGUCAACCACCACCUUAACAUACGCCACCUUUUCGCUAACAUACGCCACCUUGUUACAAUGAGACGAUGAGCUCUCCUUUACAAUCCCCAGAUUCCAAAAACGAAGAAGAAUCUCGUCAACUACUUACCGUUCCGUUACCACAGUCAACAUCACCGUUAAUUAACGGUAACGUCAAUGAUGAUGAUGAAGAAGAAUUCACGUACGGAUCUGGUGAAAAGAUCCACGUCGUUGAUUUCGAAUCAGACCCAAUCGACGGUGUAGAUUACAGUACAGUACCACCAUUUUCAUGGAAAAAACUAUGGCAAUUUACGGGUCCUGGAUUCUUAAUGAGUAUAGCUUUUUUGGAUCCGGGUAAUUUAGAAGGAGAUCUACAAGCUGGUGCAAUUGCGGGUUAUUCACUUUUGUGGUUGUUGUUAUGGGCUACUGUUAUGGGCUUGAUGAUCCAGUUACUUUCGGCCCGAAUUGGGGUUGCAACGGGCCGGCACUUAGCUGAGCUUUGUAGGGAAGAGUAUCCUAAGUGGGCUGGGCUUUUACUUUGGUUUAUGGCUGAGGUGGCUUUGAUCGGUGCUGAUAUUCAAGAAGUUAUUGGAAGUGCUAUUGCUAUUAAGAUACUUAGUCGUGGGUUUAUUCCUCUUUGGGGUGGUGUUCUUAUUACUGCUUCUGAUUGCUUUCUUCUUUUGGUUCUUGAAAACUAUGGGAUAAGGAAGUUGGAAGCUGUGUUUGCUGUUCUUAUUUCGACUAUGGCACUAUCUUUUGCUUGGAUGUUUGGAGAUGCCAAACCAAGUGGGAAGGAGCUUCUAGCAGGUCUCUUGAUUCCCAAACUCAGUUCUAGGACAGUUCGGCAGGCUGUUGGAGUAGUUGGCUGUGUAAUAAUGCCUCACAAUGUAUUUUUGCAUUCAGCUUUGGUGCAAUCCAGGGAGAUCGAUUUGAAGAAAAAAGGGCAGGUUCAGGAGGCACUGAAUUACUAUUCAAUAGAAUCCUCCUUUGCCCUUCUUAUCUCGUUUAUGAUCAAUUUGUUUGUUACAACUGUCUUUGCCAAGGGAUUUUAUGGCAGUCAGCAAGCUAGUAGUUUAGGCCUUGUAAAUGCAGGGCAGUUUCUCCAGGACAAGUAUGGUGGGGGACUGUUCCCAAUUCUCUAUAUUUGGGGUAUUGGAUUAUUGGCAGCUGGGCAGAGUAGUACGAUAACUGGUACUUAUGCUGGACAGUUUAUCAUGGGAGGUUUUCUAGAUCUACGCUUGAAGAAAUGGCUUAGGGCGCUGAUUACUCGAAGUUGUGCCAUUGUACCAACAAUCGUUGUCGCUCUGAUUUUUAAUAGAUCGGAAUCAUCGCUCGACGUUUUGAAUGAGUGGCUUAAUGUGCUUCAGUCUAUACAGAUCCCUUUUGCGCUUAUUCCCCUUCUGACAUUAGUGUCCAAGGAGGAUUUAAUGGGUACUUUCAAAAUUGGGCCUACUCUCGAGAGAGUUGCCUGGACUGUUGCUGCACUCGUGAUGGUGAUAAACGGCUAUCUUUUGCUGGACUUCUUUGUCGCUGAGGUCAACGGGCUGCUCUUUGCUUUUCUGGUCUGUGCUGGGACUGCAGGUUAUGUUGCCUUCAUUUUAUACCUUAUUUCACAUGGGGGUGGCAAUGUCGCCAAUUGGUUCAACCUACUUCGCACAAAAGGAUAUAGCUAUGCUGGUCAAUGAGACUUCAAAGAUAAUAGAUUCCUUCAAAUCCAAAUGUCGUAAAUAGUAAAUCACUACAUGGCAGAGAGGCCAGGGCUUGGGAAGUUUGGUUACUGAAGCAUUCUUUCAUCUGAAGAGAUCCAAUUUCUUUGUGUCCCAACUGUCAUAAUAGAUUCCUUCUCAAAAAAAAAAAAAAAAAAAAAACUGUCAUAAUAGAUGUCGAGAAAUUGUCAGCAUUUGCUUUUAGCUGUAGGUUCCCCAAAAGAAAUAAUGGAGCAAGCUAUCUAGGAUAUUGACAAUCAGUUAUAGAUGAUGAAGAAAGUAUAUAGUCCGCCGGAUGAAAAUACUUGUUCAUUGCAGGCGCAUACAGUCCACAAUGUUGUAUUUAUCGAAUAGAUGCAGAAGAACUUGAAAGCCAUUGAUUUUUUGUAAGAGAAUUUUCUGUUGUGCAGAUUAGUAAGUGUUGGUUCAGCUGAUUAGAAUUGGCUUACAUCAAUACAAGAGAAGUGUUUGGAUCU
Lycium barbarum (goji berry) is the source of this 2296-nucleotide messenger RNA. RefSeq names its product metal transporter Nramp3.2. NCBI's taxonomy places the organism in Eukaryota, Viridiplantae, Streptophyta, Magnoliopsida, Solanales, Solanaceae. Gene Ontology annotation, molecular function: cadmium ion transmembrane transporter activity; manganese ion transmembrane transporter activity. Gene Ontology annotation, cellular component: membrane. The coding region runs from base 183 to 1799 and encodes 538 amino acids. The record is from RefSeq and is a predicted model, not a curated record. The transcript is spliced from 4 exons. Gene Ontology annotation, biological process: metal ion transport.